AUGAACGUGAACUCAAAUAUCUCUUAUUUAUUACUAUUGCCUCUUUUAUUCACAAUUUUUAGUUUGGGAGUCUCACAAAGAUAUGAAGGUGACAAUUGCAAUUUAGGGACAGUAUCUGGUAAAUGCCGACUUAUACGAGAUUGUCCUUCGGCAAUAACAGCUUUGCAAAAUAGAGGAGAACGACCGCAAAUAUGUGGCUUCUUAGAAACGUUGCCAAUUGUUUGCUGUCCUUCAGAAACAUCAAGUUCUACAAGUAAUCAGAAGCCGAAUUCUAGUCAAAGACCAGGAUCCAAUCAACAAAAUAACCAGAAUGCAGUGUCCAGACCGACUCAAACGAGUUUUGGAGACGGAAAUGUUGGCAGCAAAGCAAGAGCUAUGUGUCGGCAAUAUGGAGAGUACAUAUAUGAAUGGAUCACACCCCCUGUUCAAACUUUCAAUUCAGGAAAAGUAAAAGUAAAUAGAUGUGGCCACAAAGCAACUGAACUAGUUAUUGGAGGAGAGCUCACCAAACCUAGAGAAUUUCCUCAUAUGGCUUUGCUGGGCAUGGGUGACAAAAAUUCUAAAAAAUGGACAUGCGGUGGAACUUUGAUAAGUGAUGAGUUUGUUCUGACUGCCGGACAUUGCAUAUUUUCAUCACAAGAUGGUGAAGUGAAAUGGGUACGCCUUGGUGAAAAUAAUAUUCAGAACUCGCAGGAAACGGAAACGCAAGAUUUUGAAGUUGCCCAAAUUAUAAAACACCCGCAAUACAAAGCACCUUCUCGUUACAAUGACAUUGCCUUAUUACGCCUGGACCGCAAAGCUAUUUUGAACAAGUACGUAAUACCAGCAUGUCUACAUACCGAAUUUAACAUAGGACAUCAAAAGGCCAUUGCCACUGGUUGGGGUAGGACACACACUUAUGGUACUACAAGUCAGCAACUGUAUAAGGUUACCUUAGAAUUAUUUUCUCAACAAGAAUGUAAUGAUACUUAUGCCGCAUUUAUAUCAAAUCGUAGAUUGAAAUAUGGAAUUGUACCAGAAAGCCAAAUGUGCGCCGGACAUCAUACUGAAAGUAAAGACACUUGCCAGGGUGAUUCUGGAGGUCCUUUGCAAACUUAUCUAAAUGACCCUACCUGUAUGUAUGAUGUCAUAGGUAUUACAUCUUUCGGAAUUGCUUGCGGAGUCGUUGGAAGUCCAGGAGUUUAUACGAGAGUUUCGGAAUAUUUGCCAUGGAUUGAACAGACUGUAUGGGGAUAA
This is a messenger RNA of Ctenocephalides felis (cat flea), 1236 nucleotides long. RefSeq names its product serine protease snake-like. Lineage: Eukaryota; Metazoa; Arthropoda; Insecta; Siphonaptera; Pulicidae. Gene Ontology annotation, biological process: proteolysis. The record is from RefSeq and is a predicted model, not a curated record. Gene Ontology annotation, molecular function: serine-type endopeptidase activity. The coding region runs from base 1 to 1236 and encodes 411 amino acids. The transcript has 9 exons.